This is a messenger RNA of Helianthus annuus (common sunflower), 3303 nucleotides long. RefSeq names its product glutamic acid-rich protein-like. The record is from RefSeq and is a predicted model, not a curated record. Lineage: Eukaryota; Viridiplantae; Streptophyta; Magnoliopsida; Asterales; Asteraceae. The coding region runs from base 1 to 3303 and encodes 1100 amino acids. The transcript is spliced from 4 exons.
AUGCCGCCUCAGAACCCAGGAGAUUCAUGGCGUUACCACUACGACACGUUGUGGGAUUCCUUUGAUGUAAUGGAAGAACCUGAAGAUGAAGAAGACUUCUUUGAUGAGUUGGAUAUUCUUAGAAACUAUGAAUCAUCAGAAGAAAGAUUUCCAGCACAGUAUUCUAGCCAAUCGCAGAAAACUUCAAAUGAUGAUGAAGCAGGUCCUAGUAAUACUGGUGAACAAGAUGAUACUCUAGAGAAUCAGACGACAACAAAUGAUGAUACAACAUCUGAUGUCGGUCCAACUUUUGAUCAUGGGGAUUCAGAAUCUGUGGGGGAGCAAAUCCAGAUCUUAGAUCAAGCAGAUCCUAUCAGUGAAGAAGGACGAGGAAAAGAAAAGGACAAGGGUCAUAAUAUACCUUGUGCACUUGAUACUGAAUCGACAGCUGGUACUGUUGUAGAAAAGAUGGCAACAUUCUUGAGAGAGAGCAGAAUUGCUAAAGCGAUGUCUGAUAAAACUGUGGUUUAUGAAUCACAUGUUAGAGCAUUCUGGGAUACAGCAAGGUUUGAUGAAACAGAUAAAAAGAUUCAUGCUGUAUUAACAAAGAAGGACAAAAAUGGAAAAGAUAUAGAUGUUGAGAUUGAAUUCAGUGUUAAAGAUGUUAGAAGGGUUCUUGAUCUACAAGAUUCUGAUGAUGAUCCGACAAUCAUGUCAGAACGUCUUGUAAAAGAUCUUCCGAAAGACAGUGAAGAUGCGAUGGAGAUGAGCAUUGUAAAUAAGGUCAUAAUUGGUAGAGUUACAAAAGACAAGGAUGCAAAAACCAAGCAGAUGAUUUGCAGAAUAAAAGAUAAAGAAUAUGUUGCUCCUGAAAACGAUAAGUGGAGGCAUGACGAUAGUAAUUCUGACAAUGAAGACACAAAGAUGAAUGAGAUGGUUGAGAAAAAGACUAGGUGGUGGUUCGUUAGAGAUGGAAAAAGGAAAAGGACACCUAAGUCAUCCCCUGCAGUUGUUAUUCCGAAAGAUGGAGAAAACGGGUCUUCUAGAGAGCCGCAGCAGAAGCUGGUGGAUGAGAUAGUUGUAGAGCCAUCUGUGGUGAUUGAACAAGGUGCUGAGUUGUUAAAGCAAACUUUGGAAAGUUAUUUGAAAAAGAACGAAGAGAUUGCAGCACAACAAGCUCAAGGAACAAGUGUUCAUGCUGAAAAGGUGACAAGGGUUGAACCAGAAACAAAAGAUCAAAGUGAUUCAAGUAAUGGAGAUUCUGAAGCUACUCAAUCUGAGUCCGAACUAAUUCCUGAAACUCUUGGUAGAGGAAAAGCUCAAUUGAAGAAAAGACCCUCAAAGAAACAAAAGGGAUCAGAUGAAGAAGAUUCUCCGUAUGAUCCUGAAAAGUCAAAGAAGCAAAGAAAGAAACGAAAAGUAGCUCCAGUUGGUGUAAUUCCCAGAAAUGUCAGAUCAAAGAAAUCAGGAGCUGAUUCACAAAAGGAUAAAGAAGGAAAGAAAGUUCAACAUGUGCAGAAAGAAAAGCCUCCAAGUGUUGAUAUUCCAAAAGAACCAGAGGUGAAAUCAAAAGAAAUCCCAGUUGUUGAAACAGAAAAGAAGACAGGUGAUGAUGAUUACGUCGAGAUCACAGGCUUCAAAGCUGCCAGUCCUAAACCUGUUCAACAAAAUAUUCCUGGUUCAUCGCAUCAGAAAAAAGAAGAUUUCAACUUUGAUUUUGAUAAUAUUGGUCCUGCUACGGGUAUUUUCUCAGAAGAUCUUCCUGGAGAAAGCGAUAUGUUCAAUGAUAAAGUUGUCAAAGAGCUAAUUCAAAGAGUUAACAAGUUGGAGAAAGAAAAAGGCAAAGCUGAGGAGGAACGUGAUAUGCUGAAAAGUCAAAUUGAUGAUUUGAUGGAAGCUCACAAUAAAAUAGUUGCAGCAUUGGUUGAAAAGGAGAAAAGAAUGAACCAAAUGAAGGAUGAUGUCGAGGGUAAUUCUAAAGUGUUUGAUUCGUUAACACAUGGGAUAUCUUCUUUGAAUGCUAAGAUAAAGGAUCUGGAGGAUGUGAACCAAAAAUUAAAUCAGCUUCUCAAUGAGAUGAGCGAAGCUUCUUCUAAUGAAAUGAAGGCUAUGAAGUUGGAGAUGGAAGCUAUGAAAGCUGACAAAGUGAUGAAAGAUCAACAACUUCAGAUGCUGGUUGCUGUAGUUGAAAGCCAUCUAAAGAUGAAUAUUCAUGCUGCAUUCGAUGAAAUUGAUGUAAUAAAGGCAAAUGAAAGAAGAAUGGAACGAGAACGUCGUGUAGCUGAAGAAGCAAAUCAAAAGAACAAAGGUGUGGUUGAAGAAGUUGAAGUAGUUGAUGGAUCUUCGAGUCAACUUGAUGCUGGUGGUUCUUCUUCACAACCUGAUGUUGAAAUGAUUGAAGUGGUUGAAAUUCAAGAACCAGUUGAAGACGAUCAGGAGAUGGUUGAUGCUGAAGAGCCUCAUGAACCUGAAUUCUUAGUUGUCGGUGAGCCUUCUGAGCCAGUAAUUGUUGAAAAUAUUCUUCGAAGGGUUGAAAUUAUUCAGAGAAAAAGAAAGGCCAGGGAAGUUCUGCUACUUGAGUGGAAGACAGACAAAUUUGUGUUAAUUGGUAAUGCUUACCCUGUGCCAUACAAUUCAAAAGAAGUGGCAAAGUUGUUAAAGUUUCUUGAUCGAAAAAGGAAGGGAAGAAUAGCUCGUGGUGAGAUUGUGGAUGAAGAAUCUGAUAAAGAGUUGUUCAGAGAUGAUGAAGAGGAGGAUGAAGAAGAGGAGGAUGAAGAUAAGGAAGAUGAAGAUAAAUCUGAUGACAAAGAUAAUGACAAGUCUGAUAAAGAUGAUGAUAAUAAUGAUCAAGGUGCUUCGGGAUUAUUAAUCAGAGAACAAAAUGUUCAAGAAAGAGUGGAUGAGUUGAUGAAUAAUGAAUUAAAUGAGCAGGAGGAUGAAGUUGAAUAUGAAGCAUCAUCGUCUGGAAAACAACCUGUUGAUCAGGUACUUCUUUAUAACCCUACUGUCAUUUAUUUAUCUGGUAAACAACAAGGAGAAGUAGAGGUUAGAAGAACACGGGCUGAAAUGCUAGAGAAAUUAGGCUUGGAAGAUGGAAAAUUUAAAUUCGACAUUGAAGAUGAAAUUCCUCAUUCACUUGCAAAAGAUUUUGAGCCUAGAUACCCUCAUGAAGCUAAUCAUUAUGAUGAAGUAAUUGUUGAAAGCGCGUCUGAUUCAGAGGAAGAUAGGGUAGAUUUUCAUUAUGAAGGGGAAGAUGUUGCAUUCCCUACGUUUACUGAAAUGUUUCAAGAUAAGAAUGAAGAUGAGCUAGAAAAGAAAGAUUAA